AUUCGGGCUGCUGCCGUUGCCGUGACCGACCGUGGACGACGCCCCGGCUCCUGGCACCCGACAAGCAAAGCACAAGCGGGCACCACUACGCAACGCAACGCAACGCAGCGCACUGUACUGCACUGCACUGCAUCGCGCCGCGCCGCAUCAGCAUCGACCGGUGGCACAAAGCACGUCCACCCGAGCUGCACAGGUUCCAGGGCAACCACCCACCUGCCUCACUGACUGAGGCAAGGCCACUGACGGCAUUGGACCGCCCACGUCCCGGACUUGCCCUCCUCCCCCCACCCAGUUCAGGUGCGGCGGGACGAAGUACCUCUCCUCUUGUGCCUGCUGUGCGCGGUACCUCCCUGCCGUACCUGCCCUGGCCGGGAUCCAUCGCUCUCUCUUACUCUUCUUCAGGGCUGACCUCAGUCACCCCCAGCAACGUCCAUCUCCAUCCUUCCCAGCGCUCGUUCCGUUGCACGGCCCUUCAAAAGCCGUUGCUCCCUCACCCACCUUCGUUUCCCUUCCCCUUCCCAGGCGGUCCAGCUUUGCGUGCAUCCUUCGCCUUGCACGGCAAACGAAGACGGGAAGAACCUAAUAGGGUAGGGGAGAGCGUUUCGGUCCUUUGGCUGCUUCGUCUUCUUUCCAUAGUGUCGUCCAAACCCCACCCUCUUCUCUGUGUCUUCCUGCUCGCUGGUAGAUACCGGACUCAACCUCGACGUCUCGCGAAAUUCGAAACUCACACGCGACCCGGGCAGGACGUUGGACCUACUCCGGCGCCCUACGGCAAGCGUCUCGACAACCUGACGAUCCUCUGCAUGCAAGCGCAGCCCGCAGCUGGCACUUCCUUCUCUAGGCCUCCUCGAGCUUGGAAUCCGCCCACCACUCGCUGGUGUUGCUGCUGCUGCUGCUCCUGACGAUAAUUGCAACCGCCUCCCAACUACGACCGUUGCCCACGCCCGAAGCGUUCGUUCCCUUACCGACUUGCAAAUGCCCUCGCUACGAUUAUAAGUACCUACAAUCCCUCUUCACACCAAGGACAGGUUUGGACCUGGGCUCUAGGAGGGGACCGGCGCUUGACUAGCUGCAAUCUGCACAGGGCUCUCUGCAGCUCGGCAACCCGGCCCUCCUCCCCUUCUUUGUCCAUACCUCUGUCCCGUCCGUGAACGGUCACGGCUCCUGUUGCCGUGGCACCGGGGACUCCCAAUCAGCAGCUGCUUCUCGUUCUGUCACCAUCUAGCAGCAGUGGCAGAGCCUUUCUUGCCUGUCGACUCGUCACGCACGAGUCUUCGGCAAGCCGCGAUCCCUCGCCGCCAUGGAAGCCUCUUCGCCGUUGGCGGCCUUGCACCGCCCCAUGAUGCCUGCCCCUUCUUGGGGCGGCCGUGACAUCUUCAGACCUCGCCCGCGUUCGCUGUACUCGAGUGGCUCUGCUGUUAGCGGCUCUUUCAGCCUUCGUGAGCAGCUGCACCGCGGCGGUGCUGACUACUUCAAUGUCAAAGAUGUUCGAGGCAGUUCGCCAGCUGCGAGCCUGGCGGCCGACCUGUCGCAGAACUUCCGUCUUGACAAUGAAGCAAGCCCCCAGUUUCCUACUCCUCGAAGGGCACUUUUCACAGCCAACGUCAUGGCGGGCAUGGAGCAUAGACAAUUCGUCACCACGCCUCCCUUGCCUUCCUCUUCACCAGGGCCGGCUCCCUUGACCGAGCUGAUGGAGGUGUCUCCCCUGCCGCACAAGACGCCGUUUGCCUCCGCCCAAAUCGAGAUCACGUCCCCAACGCCCAUCUCUACACCUACAGUUGACGACGAUGACAAUGAUGAUGAGAUGAUGCUCGAUUCUCCAGCUCCAAUUACUCGUCAAGGCUCCUUGGAGCCGCCCAAACCUCUAGUGGCUGAUCGCAAGAUCGCGGCUCCACGACGCCCCUCUCUUAGCCGGAUGAAGGGGUUAACCACCAGCGCCAUCCCUGGAAGAGCGCAGACCGAUACACAGCUCCCAUCGUUUCAAUUUGGGGCCGAUACGAGCAUGAGCUACUCGACGUCGAACCUCUCUCUUGGCGAGUGCUUCGAGAACACGUCUCCUCCUCAAGACCGCAGGCCGAACUCCGCCAACAGCCCAUGUGCCUCAAUUGCAAUGGGCAACCGUGCUCGCCCGCUGUUCACAGGUGUGACGGGAGCCAUCGGCCACCGCCAUGCCUCACCAAUGAACAGCCACUCCAGACGACAGUCAAAUCCGUUCUUGAGGAACCGCAAACAGUUUCGCCGCUCCCUGAGCAUGUUCGAGCAUCCUGCUGAGCUCAUGAAGGGGAAGCCAGAAGGCGAGGAGGCCAAUGUAUCUUCGCUGAAGUCCGUCAUGGACAUUGAGGAGGCUCACGAGCCCCUGCUGCCUCAUUUUCUCCCGGAGGACCCAACGGAUACGAUCCCGCGCAUCUCCAAGGAGACUUUUCUGGACGUUUUGGAUGGGAAGUUUGCCGACCAAUUCGACCAGAAGAUGGUCAUUGACUGCAGAUUCGAGUACGAGUACGAGGGUGGCCAUAUCGAUGGAGCUGUCAACCACAACGACAAGGAGCUCCUUGCGUCACAGCUCUUCCAGACGCCCAUGGACGGCCGUACACUGCUCAUCUUCCACUGCGAAUAUUCGGCCCAUCGUGCCCCUCUCAUGGCGCGUCAUAUCCGUUCCGAGGAUCGCACUGUCAAUGCUGAGCACUACCCACGACUGACCUACCCCGAGGUCUACAUUCUUGACGGCGGUUACAGCGGUUUCUUCGCCGAUUUCCGAAGUCGCUGCUACCCCCCCGAAUACGUUGAGAUGAACGACGAAAAGCAUCAACGCACCUGCGAGCGCGAAAUGGGCCGCCUGAAGGCUCGCAAGGGCCUGGGUCGAGCGCAAACGUUUGCCUUCGGACAGAGGGAACCCUGUGUUAACGACUCUCCCACGGCUCCAACUCGUCCGGCAUCCCGCAUCGCGUCUAUUCCUACACUUGGACACUCGCCAAUGCCCAAUAACGAACGAUCACCCGCGCGCCGCAUGGCGUCUUACUAGUUGGCACACCUUGCCUUCACUAUUCCCGCUCGUCACUGCCUGUCGCGCAGCUGACGAAGCUGACUGGACCGUCUCCACCUUUGCUUGUUCACCAUCUUCCUUGUUCACACGUCAUCCCACCCGGGUGGCGCCUCCGAAACGACUCGAUUUGUCUUGCAUCGCCUUGCAUCACCGAACCGUCAAAUGGCCACCUACGUGCCGUCGAAAUACAGUCGCGUCAACGCGGCGCGAUGCACUGCGACAUUGUGUCGCUUUGAAAGCGUGGCCGUGGAGCCAUGGCCUUGCCUCGGUUCAACGCCCUUGCAGUCUCAUUUGACUUGCAUUGCUCCGGCGCUUGACUGCUGGCGGGUCUGAAACAUGUCCCGGGAGUCGGGCUCCCUUGGCGAUGUUCAGACAUUUCCGCGUUUCUUUCGAUUUUCGGCGUCUUUCACUCAUCGCCCUGCCUCUGGAGCACAGUCGGCGCUUGAAACUUUGACUUUGACGCCAUCAGCCAGUCUCCCUUUUUCCUCAUGUCCUGCCCAAUACGAAUCUUUGGGAUCAUCCCAACGACACAUCGCACAUCACACAUUGCCAAGCGACAGACAAGCAACCCCCUGGCGCAUGCUUCCGAGACCACCAGCAAUUGCCACUACUACAGCUUUCCUUAUAACAAUUGAUGGGCGGCAUACCCCUCGCGCUAAUCGCGCGUCGAUACCCCAUACGACGACAUGUAUUUCCUUUAAUUGUUCAUACUUCCUCGGGGCUGAAACCCACUGAAGCUAUUCUUCUUGAUGAGCCACGGCGUGUAAACCAUAGCGCGCAUGUUUUUGUUUUGCAAGACUAGCUGACCACCCAUGGACGAAGAAGGUGUGGUUGAGAAGUUGGCCCGAAAGGGCUGCUGGUUGUACAUAACUGGAAAAACCUUUGAUGCGGAUCGCAAUCUGCCCAGGUUUGGCUCAUAGCUAGUGACCGAGGAACAUAAGCGCAAAAAAAGUUCUAAAAUUACAUAUCGGCUCCGUAGCUCAAGCCAUUCGAGAGAUGUGCAUGUGUUGGCUCCGGGCAGCUGAAUGCAAGUUAGGCAUGCCAGCCACCACGGCAUCUACGCCCUGUCGCCACACGAAGAGCACGGUGCACGAUACCCGUC
This is a messenger RNA of Purpureocillium takamizusanense, 4142 nucleotides long. It is a transcript of the gene MIH1, whose product is annotated as Protein-tyrosine-phosphatase. Gene Ontology annotation, cellular component: nucleus; cytoplasm. Gene Ontology annotation, biological process: positive regulation of G2/MI transition of meiotic cell cycle; positive regulation of G2/M transition of mitotic cell cycle; protein dephosphorylation. The transcript has 4 exons. The coding region runs from base 1301 to 3019 and encodes 572 amino acids. The record is from RefSeq and is a predicted model, not a curated record. Gene Ontology annotation, molecular function: protein tyrosine phosphatase activity. NCBI's taxonomy places the organism in Eukaryota, Fungi, Ascomycota, Sordariomycetes, Hypocreales, Ophiocordycipitaceae.